UCAUCAGCUGCUGCAGGCUUAGAGAAACUAAGUAUGGAAAAAGGCGAAACACUGUCUGGUCUCCCUACUGCCCAUUCUAGUUUACAUAAAUUAAACCGCUUACAAUGUGAAUUGGGAGAAGCCUCUGGUGCACAAGUAGAUGAUUCAUCAGUUGGGAAUUUGGACUUCAGAAAUCCAGAGAAUCAUGGUGAUGAGCAGCCCAGAAUCAUAUCUGAUGCUGAUAGAGAAAAUUCUGCAUCAUCUUGUGCAAGGGAGAGGCAAGGGAUUGUGGGUCCUUCACUUUCGAGUGAAGCGCAUGCAUAUUCAGAUUCUCUACCAAGUUUCCAGGAGCCAACUGAAUAUUCUUCAAGAGAAUCUGAAUUCUUCUUGAAGUUCUUGGCAGAACAAAUACAGUCCUCAAGACACAGCAGUGGAGGAUCAUACAGCAGCAGACCAACUAAUUUCGUGCCUGAGGAUGUUAGACAGGACACCUUUUCUGUAUCUGGGCUACCUUCUCAAGCUUUGCCUAGCAUCCACAUUGCUCCAGAAACUACACUUCCUAGGCCAUUUGCAUUGGACCCUGACACUCAACAUUCAGUUUCCUUGGAACAUUCUGAUAACAUGCGUGCUGGCCCUUCACCUCCUCCAAGCUAUGCAAGUAUUCCCUCCGCUUUUCAGCAAGCACAUACAGAUGAAGAUUUAUCCCAUCUACUUUUGCCGGAAUUAUUGCAAGAUAUUCAACACUACAGAAAUCGUGCUCCAGAAACUACACUUCCUAGGCCAUUUGCAUUGGACCCUGACACUAAACAUUCAGUUUCCUUGGAACAUUCUGAUAACAUGCGUGCUGGCCCUUCACCUCCUCCAAGCUAUGCAAGUAUUCCCUCCGCUUUUCAGCAAGCACAUACAAAUGAAGAUCCAUCCCAUCUACUUUUGCCGGAAUUAUUGCAAGAUAUUCAACAGUACAGAAAUCGUGCUCCAGAAACUACACUUCCUAGGCCAUUUGCAUUGGACCCUGACACUCAACAUUCAGUUUCCUUGGAACAUUCUGAUAACAUGCGUGCUGGCCCUUCACCUCCUCCAAGCUAUGCAAGUAUUCCCUCCGCUUUUCAGCAAGCACAUACAAAUGAAGAUCCAUCCCAUCUACUUUUGCCGGAAUUAUUGCAAGAUAUUCAACAGUACAGAAAUCGUGCUCCUGCGAGUCACUUGGCACAACCUCCUGCUGGUUAUGGAAAUUUUGGGGGUCCCACCAACAUUCCUCCUGCUGGCCAUCGAAGUUUUGGGGCUCCCACCUACAUUCCUCCUGCUGAUCAUCGAAGUUUUGGGAGUCCCACCUACAUUCCUCCUACUGGCCAUCAAAGUUUUAGGAGUCUUGCCUACAUUCCUCCUGCUGGUCAUCGAAGUUUUGGGCCUCCCACCUACAUUCCUCCUACUGGCCAUCAAAGUUUUAGGAGUCCUGCCUACAUUCCUCCUGCUGGUCAUGGAAGAUUUGGGAGUGCCACCUACAUUCCUCCUGCAGAUUAUAGAAGUUUAGGGAGUCCCAGCAACAUUCCUUCGAGAUUUCUGAACAAUUUACCUGCUUCCAUGAACUUGGAUGAAUUUUUAAGGUCCAACGAGGGAGCUCAUUUCAACCCUCAUCAGGGUGGGAGUUCUGCUACCUGGGUUCGUGGGCCUGGUGGUUCAAGGGCAAUACCUCCAGCUGCAGGCAGCACACAUUAUUAUAGUUUGCCGGAACAGAAUCAACAGUACCCCAGAGAUGAAGGGAAUCAGCGGCUCUUGCAACAGCAUAGAUCUCAAGGGUACCAAACUCCUGAUGGAUCUCAAUCAAGGGACCCACGAAGACGAUGGCCAUGACAUGGUCGAAGGUGAUCAAUCACCCUAGAUAUGGAAACACGACUAAGAACAUUUUGUUUCAUUUCUUCUUUUCAGUUCUUUUUGCCCAAAGGCAUUAUCAUGAUUUUGAUAGAGGUGUGAAUCAAUCAAAGGCUUCAUUAGAGUUCAGUUAGCCAGUUUAUUACCAUACCUGGGUCUAUCCAAUUGUACAUAGUUGAAAGAGAAGUGUACUGGUUUUUGUCCCAUUUACCUUUGAUUUGUAUUCUACCAAAUUUACUGAGCUUAGAGCUAGCUUGAUCAUUUGAAUUUUUUCAAUGCAAAAAGACUUUCAGUUUCCUGUUAAA
This is a messenger RNA of Vitis riparia (riverbank grape), 2153 nucleotides long. Its product is annotated as extensin-like. The record is from RefSeq and is a predicted model, not a curated record. The transcript has 6 exons. Bases 34 to 1830 code for a protein of 598 amino acids. NCBI's taxonomy places the organism in Eukaryota, Viridiplantae, Streptophyta, Magnoliopsida, Vitales, Vitaceae.